Messenger RNA from Laetiporus sulphureus 93-53, 175 nucleotides. RefSeq lists its product as uncharacterized. Lineage: Eukaryota; Fungi; Basidiomycota; Agaricomycetes; Polyporales; Laetiporaceae. The annotation marks the transcript as partial. The transcript has a single exon. The record is from RefSeq and is a predicted model, not a curated record.
AUGGGUGACGAAAGAACAAUUGAUGAUGCAGUGCAAAUGGGUAUAAACUUCCGUCUCUGUGGGCAGUCUCUCAAACUACACGGCUUAGGUUCAUGCCGAAGUAUCACUAUCAGAGGCUCGAAUAUAUUGGUCUCUCCGUUACGGCAUGUCGAAUGCGCAGAUACCAACACGCCCA